Messenger RNA from Cannabis sativa, 1592 nucleotides. RefSeq lists its product as uncharacterized. NCBI's taxonomy places the organism in Eukaryota, Viridiplantae, Streptophyta, Magnoliopsida, Rosales, Cannabaceae. Gene Ontology annotation, molecular function: UDP-xylose transmembrane transporter activity; antiporter activity. The coding region runs from base 208 to 1332 and encodes 374 amino acids. The record is from RefSeq and is a predicted model, not a curated record. The transcript is spliced from 7 exons. Gene Ontology annotation, cellular component: Golgi apparatus.
UUUGAUUUGAAUCAAUACUAUAAAACUCUUACAAAUGGCCUAUAUAUACAUAGUUCUCUUCCUCUUGUUUCUCUUCAUUGAUUUUUUCAAACAGAAAACAAAAGAAUCUCUCUGUGUUUUUCAAAUAUAUAUAUAUAUAAACACAUUGAUUUGAUUUCUUCAUAAUCAUCAUUUUGUUUCUAUUAUUAGUGUUGUUAAAUAUUUGAGAUGCAAAUGCUUAAGUUCUGGAUUGAUCUUGGCUUGUUUGAUUACUUUCUUUCAUUAAAAGCUUCAAAAUUUAUCAAAAGAAAAGAUAGUGAUGUUGGAGAAGCAGCAGGAAGAGCCCUUGAAGAGCUUAGAAGUACUCUUUACAAUGAUAUUAGAACAUCAGAAGGUGCUAAACGCCAACAACAGAGAUUUUGUGGACCUAUUGUGGCAAUGAGUUUCAAUUUCAUGGUGGCUGUUGGGAUCAUUUUAGCUAAUAAAAUGGUAAUGGGAAGAGUUGGAUUCAAUUUUCCAAUAUUUCUAACUUUGAUUCAUUACACAACAGCAUGGAUUUUACUAGCAAUAUUCAAAACAUUCUCACUUUUACCUGUGUCUCCUCCUUCAAAAACAACACCAUUUUCUUCUCUUUUUUCAUUGGGUGCUGUCAUGGCUUUUGCCUCUGGUUUAGCCAAUACAAGCCUUCAACAUAACAGUGUUGGUUUUUACCAAAUGGCUAAAAUUGCUGUUACUCCAACCAUUGUUUUAGCUGAGUUUAUUCUCUUCAAGAAAUCUAUUUCUUAUCAAAAGGUUGUGGCUCUAGUGGUAGUUUCAGCAGGUGUAGCAGUGGCAACAGUAACAGAUUUAGAAUUCAAUUUAUUUGGUGCUAUUAUUGCUAUUGCAUGGAUAAUCCCAAGUGGAAUAAACAAGAUUCUUUGGUCUAAUCUCCAACAACAAGCCAAUUGGACUGCUUUGGCGCUGAUGUGGAAGACAACCCCAAUAACAAUCUUCUUCUUGGUAACUUUGAUGCCAUGGUUAGACCCACCAGGAGUAUUAUCAUUCAAUUGGGAUUUCAAUAACACUUGUGCAAUUAUGAUCUCUGCUUUACUUGGCUUUCUUCUUCAAUGGUCUGGUGCUUUAGCACUUGGGGCAACCUCAGCAACAUCACAUGUUGUCCUAGGACAGUUCAAAACAUGUGUGUUACUAUUGGGAAGUUACCUCAUUUUCAAUUCAGAUCCUGGGAUUGUGAGCAUUUGUGGAGCUGUUGCAGCUCUAUGUGGUAUGUCAAUUUACACAUCACUUAAUCUCAAAGACAAGCUUGAAAAAACCACUCUCCAAGAUAAUUGUCAAAUUUUGGAUGUGAAAGUAUAGAAAAACAACAAGAACAACAACAUAGUAUUGUAAGAUUGUAACAUAGGAAAUUCUUCAUUUUUGUUAAUUUUUUUUUACCAUUUGGAAAAAAAUGAUGAUGAAAGAGAAGAGAAGGGUUGUAAGUUGUAAUGGCUUUGGGUUUACUUUACUCAACUUUGUUCAUAAGCUAAAAAAAAGGAAGAAGUGUACAUAGUCAUUUAAUGAAGUAGUUACAAUUAUUGUUAUUAUUAUUGUAAUGAGAAAAGUGUUUUGUUACUUAU